Neopelma chrysocephalum (saffron-crested tyrant-manakin) is the source of this 398-nucleotide messenger RNA. RefSeq names its product transcription activator BRG1-like. The transcript has 4 exons. The coding region runs from base 16 to 318 and encodes 100 amino acids. NCBI's taxonomy places the organism in Eukaryota, Metazoa, Chordata, Aves, Passeriformes, Pipridae. The record is from RefSeq and is a predicted model, not a curated record.
GAGGCCUGGCUGGAGAUGAACCCGGGGUACGAGGUGGCCCCGCGCUCCGACAGCGAGGAGAGCGGAUCCGAGGAGGAGGAGGAGGAGGAGGAGGAGGAGCAGCCCCAGCCGGCGCAGCCGACGCUUCCCGUGGAGGAGAAGAAGAAGAUUCCGGAUCCCGACAGCGACGACGUGUCGGAAGUGGACGCCCGGCACAUCAUCGAGAAUGCGAAGCAGGACGUGGAUGACGAGCACGGGGUGUCUGUCUCUCCUUUCUGUCCCUCUGACCUCCCCAUUCCCAAUGUUUUUUCCCAGGAAUGCAAAGCAGGACAUGGAUGACGAGUACGGGGUGUCUGACCCUCCCUGACCAUCCCUGACCCCCGUAUCCCGAUAUUUUUUCCCAGGAACGCCAAGCAGGA